AACUCAUUUCUUCUCUUUAUAUUAGCAUACUGCCGCCGCGAAACUCUUUUCUUCUUGGCCGUCUUCUUCAUUGUCUAACAGAACUCAUCAACCCUCUCUCUCUCUUUCUCGCUCGACUCUCGAUGACAUUUCUCUAGUUGAUCUUAGGCAUUGAUUUGAUUUGUGUGGGUUGCAGAAGAUAAUCGACAAUGAGUCGAGGAGCUGCAGCAGGUCCCAAGGGGAAAAAGAAGGGAGUGACUUUCACCAUUGAUUGUGGAAAGCCAGUGGAGGACAAGAUCAUGGACAUUGCAUCCCUGGAGAAGUUUCUUCAGGAGAGGAUCAAGGUUGGAGGCAAGGCCGGUGCACUUGGUGACGCCGUCAGUGUGACCCGGGAGAAGAGCAAGAUCACUGUCACUUCUGACAGUAACUUCUCUAAGAGGUAUCUGAAGUACUUGACAAAGAAGUAUCUAAAGAAGCACAAUGUGCGAGAUUGGCUUAGAGUGAUCGCUUCCAACAAGGAUCGGAAUGUUUAUGAACUAAGGUACUUCAACAUUGCCGAGAAUGAAGGGGAGGAGGAAGAUUGAGAUGCUGGAUGAUUUUAGUCAUCGAAGGACCUUGUUUACUUAUUUACUGUUUUUUGCGUGGUACUUUGCUGAAAUUAAUGCUGUUUUGAAGUUUUGUUCUUUUAAUUUGGUGAUUAUCGAAUUUUGCUAUUAGUACAUCAGAAUAUAGAAGAUCUGGACUUUUUAGGAAGUCUUAAUUAAUCAUGUUCAACGAAUGGAUCAGGCACUUUUCUCAAA
Messenger RNA from Prunus avium (sweet cherry), 779 nucleotides. The record is from RefSeq and is a predicted model, not a curated record. NCBI's taxonomy places the organism in Eukaryota, Viridiplantae, Streptophyta, Magnoliopsida, Rosales, Rosaceae.